ACGUGCAUGCGCACUCAUUGCCAUUGCUUGUAUUGUGCAAACAUGCCAUUAUGUGCUUUUCUCAUCAAACCAGUCCCUCUCUCAACAAGUCCAAGAAAGUGACAUCUGACUAACAAGACAACAAAGGGGUGCCAAAGAGGUGGAACUCAAAAGAUGAAAACGAAUUAACGAAACCAAACAAAGGUCUGGAGGAGGGGAGAACGCUUUAAAAAGCCCCGCACACCCUGAGCACUGAGCUCUGCUGUCAUCCUUGGUGGCGUACACACCUAAAAGAGAGUCUUGCGUGCGUGUACAGGCUUGACUGUGAGGAUUAUGGCCCCCUCGGUGAGCGGCAGUGGCCUUCCCAGUGGCUGUCAGGUGUUCACCACCAUGCCCGACAUCCUCUUCAUCCUGGAGUUCAUAUUUGGUGGGCUGGUGUGGACGCUGGUGGCCUCCACCCAGGUAAAUCCAGCCAACCCUCAGGGCUGGGUGAUGUUCGUCGCAAUCUUCUGUUUCGUCUUCACCACCAUCUUCUUCCUCAUUUAUAUCUGUGGAGCGAACCAGAGCUCUGUCUGGUCUGGCCUGGACGUCGGGUAUCAUUUAAUUGCAGUGAUAUUCCAGCUGGGUUCAGCAGUAGCGCUGGCCAUAGCCACCCAGGACGUUAAGGCAUUAUAUGACUUAAACCUCGCCACGUUCAAAAGCUACCAGGAAGACAUUGCUGCUGUGGUCAUGGCGUACUUGUGUACGCUGACAUACUUCAUCCACGCCGUCUUCUCCAUUAUCCGCUUCAGAUCCUCCUGAAGAUGCCAAACCACUCGCCAAAAAUGAAAAGUAAAUAGCAAGACUUGCUGACUAUACCAAUAACCCAUCCUCCACCGAACCCUGUCCACUCCAGCUUUUAGAGCAGAGCUAGCUAUAGAAAGAAUCAGAGGCUGACGUUCCCCAAAUUCAACUCUUGGCCCUUUGCAAACCUGUGAGAAGUAACCCACAUGUGCUUUCCUCUGAAGGAGCAUGCCGUCACAGUGUGAGAACUGUGCUGUUAGUCUCCAGGACUGGGGGGAGUUUGAGGAAAACUUCUGCCAUACUUUUGAUUUUUGAUUGAUGAAGUCUGUAAAUAUGGCUUUAUAUUUUGACAGUUCACAUGUUCCAUAUACAGUUGAAACCACUAGUGUUUUGUGUGUCUGUAGAAACUAUAUACUGAAUAAAUAUAUUUUGUACGUUUA
Molecule: messenger RNA, 1202 nt
Organism: Electrophorus electricus (electric eel)
Lineage: Eukaryota; Metazoa; Chordata; Actinopteri; Gymnotiformes; Gymnotidae
Gene: malb
Product: mal, T cell differentiation protein (MAL blood group) b
Biological process (GO): myelination
Cellular component (GO): membrane
Molecular function (GO): structural constituent of myelin sheath
Source: RefSeq, a predicted model, not a curated record